Clunio marinus is the source of this 3226-nucleotide messenger RNA. The record is from the annotation of a GenBank genome assembly. Lineage: Eukaryota; Metazoa; Arthropoda; Insecta; Diptera; Chironomidae.
UUUUCCCCUCUUUUUAAUUGAUUUGUAUCUUCAAACGCUUAAACACAAUUUAAAAUUAGAAUAAUUUAAAGACAUUGUCAUCAAUAGUUUCUAUUAAAUAACGAUGAAGAAUGUUAUCGAAUAUCUUCCUGAUGAGUUACUAUUAGAGAUAUUUAAUUAUAUUCCCGGCAAAACGCUGAAAAAUUUGUGUCUUGUUUGUAAGAGAUGGAAAGACAUUAUCACAACUUCAGCAUCGACUAUGAAAACUUUACCAUUUGAUCUAACAAGAUAUGUGAUUAAUCCAGGAAACGUAACAAAUGAACAUUAUACUGUAAUGAUUGAUCAUCUUGAUGAGAGAUGGGAUUUAGAUGUCCUAAAUGUGCUUGGUGAAACUUGUCAGUUCCUUCAUGUCAGCUAUUCUAUAUUCAGAAAUCCAAUGAUAUUGCAAAAUAUAUUUAACAACUUUAGAUUUUUACAAAAAUUAGUCCUUGUCCGGGUGAAGGUCAAUUUCAAUAUCACGCAAGAAAAUAAUUUCAAUAUAACACUCAAAGAGCUCGAACUUAUUCAAACUGAUCAUGUUGUUCUUGACUCAUUAACCAACAUACAAACUCAUACAAUGUCAGUUAUUGACGGUGCUAAUGUAACAAACUCUCACUCUCUAGUCAAUUUUAUGUCACAACAAGAAAUUCUCGAAGACUUGACAAUUGAAAAUCUUUCAGAUGGUUUAAGUGCACUAUUUGAAGUUGAUUCAUCAGAUCGAUUCAAAUUCAAGCUUAAGAGGCUAUCAACACUUAUCUCCAUGAUCCGAAAUCAUCAAAAUGCUGAAGACAACUUUAUAUUAUUUCUAAAACAUCAGCAAGAGAGUUUGAAUGAGUUGAAGGUUGAGGGAUCGCUAACUUAUUUAGUUUACAAGUUUAUCAUAGGCAAUCUCAAUAAUCUCACAGAUCUGGAAGUUAAUGUUAAUGAAAUACCACAUGAAGUUUGCUUUUACGAACUUUUAAAACCAAAUAGAAGAUUAAAAAUCUUAAGAAUCACAAGUACAAUUACAAGGACAAACUUGGAUGGGUUCAAAGGACUUUUAAUUCACUAUCCGCAUAUUCAAGAAAUCUCAUUGUGUGAUACUGACUCUUUCGUUAUUAACGACGUGUUUCAAUUAAUGUCGCUGAAAUUAAGAAAUCUACAUAAAUUAUCAAUAUUAAAUCUUACCAAUAUGUUCAAUCCCCAUGUUACCUUGCACUCUUUAAAACACUUUUCGCUGAGAAUCUUGAACAAUGUCAAUCAAUGGAAAGCUUUCAUCGAGAGAAAUGAUUCACUUGUGUCAUUGAACAUGGGUUGGAUAAAGCGAGACCAAUUUACGGAAACAACAAUAAAAGAAAUUGUAAGCUUACCAAAUUUACGUCAUUUGAAGUUUGGCGGUCGUUUCAUAGCAGCAAAACGCAUCUUUGAUGUUAUAAAGCAAAACUAUAUGAAUCUUCGUAUUCUCGAGUUUACAGUUGCAAAUUAUGAUGAGAUAAAAAGCCUGAAGAUCGUUUUUCCAUUAAAAAAGGAAUUGUGGAUUCCCCGUCAGACAAAAAUGAUUUCUUUAAGAAUUUUAAUCACUUUUGCUAUCAUUGGAGUAUCCUUCGCACAACGUGGAAGUUACGCAGGGCAAAGCAGACCAAUUAUGGGCUCGAGAUAUCAGAAUAUGAUGGGAACAAGUAAUUUUGCAGCACCUGCCACAGGUAUUGCAGCACCUGACACAGGUGUGAGAUUUAUGCAGAACCCGGUUUAUUCCAUGCAACCUGCUGUGUACAACGGAGGUUUCGGUGGAGGUUUUGGACCUGGAUUUGGUGGUUUUGGAGGUUUUCCUAAUCAAGGAUUCAAUCAACAAUUUCCUUUUGGUGGAUUCAAUGCAUAUUUUUUAAUCAACAAAUUUCCAACAAAACCUCUAUCUCCAGUCAUUUUUGUACCCGGUGAUGGUGGAAGUCAAGUUGAUGCUCGUUUGAAUAAACCAAGCACUGUGCACAUAUUUUGUGAUAAAACAACAAAAGAUUGGUUCAACUUAUGGUUGAAUCUUGAACUUCUAGCACCACUGAUCAUAGAUUGUUGGACAGAUAAUGCAAAACUUCAUUAUGACAAUGUUACAAGACUAACAAGUAAUUCACCAGGUGUUGAAACUCGUAUUCCAGGAUGGGGUAAUCCAGAAGUUGUCGAAUGGAUCGAUCCAUCACAUGCCAAACAAGGCGCAUACUUCAAAGAAAUCGGAAAUGCUUUAGUCAGAAGCGGAUAUGUUCGUAAUUUGUCACUUCGUGGAGCUCCAUAUGACUUUAGAAAAGCUCCAAAUGAAAAUCAGAAAUGGUUUGUUGACUUGAAGAUCUUGGUUGAAGAGACUUACAAGAUGAACAACAAUGAACCGAUAACAUUUAUUGCACAUAGUAUGGGUGCACCGAUGUUAGUGAUUUUUCUCCACCAACAAACACAGCCAUGGAAAGACAAAUAUAUUGCACGAAUGAUAACAAUUGCUGGUGCUUAUGGUGGAUCAGCAAAAACAGUUAAAGUCUUUGCUGUUGGCGAUGAUUUAGGCGCAUUUGCUCUUCGUGCUUCAGUUAUGCGUGAAGAACAAAUAUCAAUGCCUUCCUUAGCGUUUUUACUUCCAUUUCCAACCUUUUGGAAGCCUGAUGAAAUUUUAGUUCGAACAAGAACUAGAAACUACACAUAUGCGCAAUUGAACGAAUUUUUUGUCGAUCUCGGUUAUCCAAAUGGAUGGGAAAUGCGAAAAGAUAAUUUAAAAUAUGUUCAAGAUUUUUCUCCACUCAACAUAGAGAUUCAUUGUCUUUAUGGAACGAAAAUUGAUACUGUGGAAGUACUGGAUUACAAGAAAAGUGAUGACCUAAGUGGAUCUCCCGACCUUAUCUACGGCGAUGGUGAUGGAACAGUCAAUGGAAGAAGUCUUAAAGGCUGCACUUAUUGGCGAGGACUACAAUCACAAUCAAUUACAACGCUAGAAAUUCCAAAAGCUGAGCAUUUUGAAAUUCUUUCAAAUCCUCAAAUUGUUUCUUACGUUCUUGACGUUUUAGUAAAUUAAAUUAUUUUAUAUCUGAUUAUAAAAACUGAAUAAUAUUCAUCAAAGAGAUUAUUUGUGAGUAAAUUGUAAACAAAGCAAUUGUGAUGUAACAAAAUAUAUGAAUCCGUAUGAUUAAAAGAGAUUCUCGAAAGAUUUUUCAUUAGAUUGGGAAAUGUUUCACAUUCAGUUGCGUUCUAUGGUUGU